Messenger RNA from Fraxinus pennsylvanica, 582 nucleotides. The record is from the annotation of a GenBank genome assembly. NCBI's taxonomy places the organism in Eukaryota, Viridiplantae, Streptophyta, Magnoliopsida, Lamiales, Oleaceae.
AUGUUUUCCAUGAAUUGGUUCUAUGGCAUAUUAACCUCUCUUGGAUUAAAGCAAAAGAAGGCAAAACUCUUGUUUUUGGGCCUCGAUAAUGCGGGCAAAACCACUUUACUUUAUAUGUUGAGUGAUGAGAGGCUGGCUCAACAUCAACCAACACAGUAUCCAACAUCAGAGGAACUGAGUAUGGGGAAGAUAAAGUUCAAUGCAUUUGAUUUAGGUGGACAUCAAAUUGCUAGAAGAGUCUGGAAAGACUAUUAUGCCAAGGUUGAUGCUGUUGUUUAUCUUGUUGAUGCUUCUGAGAAAGAGAGAUUCAUGGAAUCAAAGAAGGAACUAGACGCCCUUCUCUUAGACGAGUCAUUAGCAAAUGUCCCGUUUCUUGUCUUAGGGAACAAGAUCGACGUGUCCUAUGCUGCUUCUGAGGACGAGUUGCGUUAUUACCUUGGCCUAACCGGCCUCAACACUGGCAAGAGUAAGGUGGAUCUUACUGAAACAAAUAUUCGUCCCCUCGAGUUAUUCAUGUGUAGUAUCGUGCGCAAGAUGGGAUAUGGUGAGGGAUUCGAAUGGCUAUCUCAAUAUAUCAAGUAG